GAAUGGAUGGAUGCUGUGCAGUUCUACACUACAAACUGAAAUUGCAAGGGUGACUAUGACUACAUAAAGCCAAAACUGAGCAUUAUUAUUGUUUGGAUAAAGCUUUUUGGUAGAUUGUGCAGGUGAUCCACAUUUUUCUUCUGACAUUUUUGAGAAGUUAACACAUAAGCAUGUUUUAUUUAUAGUGGCCCAUAUGCGUAUGAAGGAAUUCUGUACUGUAUAUAUUAUUUAUGAAUUGCUGUAACUAUUAGGGAAGCACGGGUGCUGCAAUGCUGCUUGAAGACUGUUUGUUGGUUCGGUGUGAAAUAGCUGGAAGCCAAGGUUGAGGGUGUAGCUGGCUAUCACUUGUUGUGUUUAACGCCUCUCGGGCUGACAGGCUGCUGGGCUCCACGUGAUGGUCGCUGCGCGUCACCGCGACUCGCCUGGAGACUGGAGCGCGGCUCACUGACACUCAAUGAAACAGCCUACUGUCAAUUAAGAAUUAACCCAACACAGUGAAAAGGUGCUGUAUACCAAAUCCAGGCAGCAUCGUGAUAGCUAAUGGUCACUGAUUCGUUGUGCUCUGCGGGUUUGAUUUCCCCCCCUAUAUUUACGCGUGCCAAGUGAAGGAAAAACAUGUCUGGUUUAAUGGCAGCUUUUGGUCGUUACACCCACGCUAUCGUCCGGGGAACCCCUAACUCUUUGGCUACAGAGGCGCUCCGGAGCAGCCAGGCGGAGGUGGACGUGGCCAAGGCUCAGCGGGAGCAUGAUGCGUACGUCCGAGUCCUGAGGACCACGCUCGGGCUCGAGAUAUUGGAGCUGCCCGCGGAUGAGACUCUGCCGGAUUGCGUGUUCGUGGAGGAUGCCGCGGUGGUGUGCGGGGACACGGCACUCGUCACCAGACCCGGUGCGGAGAGCAGGAGAGGAGAGACAGAGGCAAUGAAAUGUGCUCUGAAAGAGCUGAAUCUGAAUGUUGUGGAAAUGACUGAUGAGAGUGCUACACUGGAUGGAGGAGAUGUCCUUUUCACAGGUCGAGAGUUCUUCGUAGGCCUUUCCAAACGCACCAAUCAAAGAGGAGCUGAGAUUCUUGCCGAUGCCUUUAAGGACUAUGCUGUGUCUACUGUGCCUGUAUUGGAAGGGUUGCACCUGAAGAGCUUCUGCAGCAUGGGGGGGCCGGGUCUCAUUAUCAUCGGCUCCAGUGAACCCGCUCAGAAAGCCCUCAAAAUCAUGCAGCAAAUGAGUGACCAUCGUUACGACAAACUGACGGUGCCUGAUGACCUUGCUGCCAACUGCAUCUACAUGAAUCUACCCAAUAAAGGACAUGUUCUUCUGCAUUGUACACCGGAGGAGUUUCCAGAAAGUGUAAAGGUAUUUGAGAAGUUGAAGGACCACAUGCUGAUCCCUGUGUCCAACAUGGAGAAAAUGAAAGUAGAUGGAGCUCUCACGUGCUGCUCCGUGCUCAUCAACAAGAAGGCCAACAACUAAGUGUUAUCCAAGUGGGGCCUGUAUCCCAUCACAGUGGAUUCCAAGACUUUGUGAAACUAUUAUGGGUCACUGGAGGAGGAUAAGUAGAUUUGGUAUUUUUAAUAGAGGGGCACUUUGGGGGCAGACACAUUUCCUUCCUUAUGAAGAAUAUGCUAAAUUAUCUUAAAAUGGAUAAGAUCCAGUAUAACUGUUAGAAUACAAUUAAUUUAUGUUAUUUAUGCUUCCAUAGAGAAGUGGCAGCCACCACUAAUGUGUGAAUAUAUUGCAUACACUAAUUAUAUUGAAGUAGAAUGCUUACUUCCAGCAGUUCAAAUAAUACUAUUUUGUUUUUACUUCCACAGUUAUAUAUAGUUAUGAUAUUCUAAUUCCCUUGAUGAAGGAAUAAUGCAGCUUGAAGAUUCCCAAAUUGUGAACCAAUCAUGGUUAACCUCACAUUGAACUUUUUCAUCUUUACGGUCCUGAAGGUACUAUAGUUUAGUUUAAAUGUAUUUGUUUGGUAGGAUGUUGAUUUUUGUUUGUUUUCCGCUGAGACUGUGAAACUGCAAUUGAUACCUCUUUAAAUCCAAUAUAAGCCAGUGAGACUGCAGUACAUGUUGUGUGGAUAUCUUCCACAGCAUGAUAAUGACUUUUCUCAUCGUUUUUUUGUCAAUAAUGAACACUGGAACAGUAUAACUUUGUGUUAAACAUGUAUGUGAUACAUGUGUUGCCUUUCAAUGUACAGUAUCUCCAUAUGGAAUUUGCAUGUUCUCCCGGUGGGUGUGUGGGUUUUCUCCGGGUACUCCGGUUUCCUCCCACAUUCCAAAAACAUGUUAGGUUAAUUGGCGACUCUAAAUUGUCCAUAGGUAUGAAUGUGAGUACGCAUCCCUGAGUGAUGGCAAGCGGCAUAGAAAAUGGAUGGAUGCCUUUCAAUGUGCCUGAGAGUGAGAGUUAAGGAAAUGACAUCAGGAGGUGAUCCUUGCGUAUGGGCAGGCAGGCGGUGAUGAAGCUUGGAAAGAAUGUGGUUUUGUUGCGUUCAGAAGAGAACAUUUGCAACGGCAGUAAACACUGACUCUUAAACUUGCUCCGUUUUCUUCUCUCGCCUACCCCUUUACUAGUGCCUCAGAGACAGGUUUGCAUUAACUUACGGCCAUGAUGUCAUACAGUCUGGCAGGACGCUGGCUGAAAGCGUCAUUGCAGAAUAGCCGGAGGUCAUUCUCACAUUAUUACUGACGUUUUAGUGUUCCAGCUUUUGUGGGCUUGUCUAAUGGGUUAUUUCUAAAGCUGAUAUUCUGUAUAUCCUCCCCAAAAAGUGUUGUAUCAUUACAUUUGAUCACGUUACAAUAAUCUCCAAGUCUUGGGUUCAUGGAUUCUUAAUUUGUUGCUGCUGAUUUUCCAUUCGGGUAUCUGAAUUUUAAUACAAGUUGUAACUAUUUUAGUCAUCACAAAUAACAUGUUUGACCAAUUUGCCCAAUAAAGUGACACCCUAGAAUUCAA
Molecule: messenger RNA, 2937 nt
Organism: Doryrhamphus excisus (bluestripe pipefish)
Lineage: Eukaryota; Metazoa; Chordata; Actinopteri; Syngnathiformes; Syngnathidae
Gene: ddah1
Product: dimethylarginine dimethylaminohydrolase 1
Biological process (GO): arginine metabolic process; positive regulation of nitric oxide biosynthetic process
Cellular component (GO): mitochondrion
Molecular function (GO): amino acid binding; dimethylargininase activity
Source: RefSeq, a predicted model, not a curated record